Molecule: messenger RNA, 360 nt
Organism: Abrus precatorius (Indian licorice)
Lineage: Eukaryota; Viridiplantae; Streptophyta; Magnoliopsida; Fabales; Fabaceae
Exons: 1
Coding region: 1-360 (119 amino acids)
Source: RefSeq, a predicted model, not a curated record
AUGGCAAGAACGAAUGAAGAUGAAUCAAAGGAUGCGUCAUGGUAUCUAGACUCAGGAUGUUCGAUCCAUAUGACUGGAAAGAAAGAGUGGUUUGUGAAGAUGAAUGAAGUGCUUGAUGGAAAAAUCAAGUUUGCUGAUGAUAGGAGUUUAAUGGCAGAAGGGUCUGCCAGAGUUGUUGUUCGAGAUACAGAUGGCAGAGAAGUUGUGAUAGAAGAAGUGUUAUAUGUGCCAGGGCUAAAGACCAAUUUACUGAGUUUGGGCCAACUUUUACAGAAGGAUUUUGUGAUAAGGAUGGAGGAUAAUAGCCUCAGCAUAUUUGACCAAAGUAAAAGAUUGGUUAUUAAAGCAAACUUGUCAUAA